Penicillium paradoxum is the source of this 2355-nucleotide messenger RNA. Its product is annotated as snoRNA-splicing protein PRP40. The transcript is spliced from 4 exons. Gene Ontology annotation, cellular component: U2-type prespliceosome; U1 snRNP. The record is from RefSeq and is a predicted model, not a curated record. Gene Ontology annotation, biological process: mRNA cis splicing, via spliceosome. The coding region runs from base 1 to 2355 and encodes 784 amino acids. Gene Ontology annotation, molecular function: protein binding; RNA binding. Lineage: Eukaryota; Fungi; Ascomycota; Eurotiomycetes; Eurotiales; Aspergillaceae.
AUGGAUUCACGCAGUCGCCUGGCUGCUGCCCUGUGGCAGGAGGCGCGAAAUGAGAAAGGUCGUGUUUACUACUACAAUGUAGAGACCAAACAUACUCAGUGGACAAAGCCUACAGAGCUGAUGACUCCAGUUGAGGCCGCUCUGGCGAAACAACCAUGGAAGGAAUACACUACAGAGGAUGGGCGCAAGUACUGGUACAACACAGAGAGCAAGCAAAGCACAUGGGAGAUGCCUGUAAUUUACAAAGACGCACUUGCACAGUCGCCUGCCCCCCCGACGACCCCCGCUGCACCUACCUUUGUUGCAGGUGGACCCUCUUUCUCGCAACCCCAGCACCGUGAUCAGCAGCGUGAUCGCGAAGAUUUUGACCGAGCUGAGCGGGGUUACGGCGACCGUCGCGCUGGAUACGGUUCCUAUGAGACCAGCACCAUGGCUGCAGCUCCAGAAUUGAAGUCGCAGAUGGACCCUAACUACCAUUCGCUUGAAGAGGCAGAGAGUGCAUUUGUGAAGCUGCUCAAACGCCACAACGUGCAACCUGAUUGGACUUGGGAGGAUACCAUGCGCGCUACAAUCAAGGACCCACAAUACCGUGCUCUCAAGGACCCACGAGACCGCAAGGCAGCAUUUGAGAAAUAUGUGGUCCAAGUCCGGAUGCAAGAAAGGGAUCGGGCCAAAGAAAGAUUCGCCAAGCUCCGCACAGAUUUUUAUACCAUGCUGAAGCGCCAUCCUGAGAUCAAAUAUUACAGCCGAUGGAAGACAAUCCGUCCAAUUAUUGAAGGGGAGACUACAUUCAGGUCUACCAAUGAGGAAGAUGAGAGGCGCCAGCUUUUCGAAGAAUACAUCCUCCAACUCAGAAAGGAUCACUUCGAACAAGAAGCUGCGACCCGCAAGGCUGCUAUGGAUGAGCUGGUUGAAAUCUUGAGCUCGCUCAACCUAGAACCAUACACGCGUUGGUCUGAGGCGCAAGCCAUUAUUCGGUCUAAUGGCAAAUUCCAAGGCGAUGAAAAGUUCAAAGCUCUGAGCAAGUGUGAUGUUCUUACUGCUUUUGAGAACCAUAUCAAGUCGCUCGAACGGGCUUUCAACGAUGCUCGCCAACAGCACAAGGCAGCGCGAGCCAGAAAGGAGCGUAAGAACCGGGAGCAGUUUGUGACACUUCUCAAAGAGCUCAGAUCUCAGGGUAAGAUCAAGGCGGGCACCAAGUGGAUGAACAUCUGCCCGAUCAUUAAAGAUGAACCCCGGUACCAUGGAAUCCUGGGCCAGCCUGGAUCCACGCCUCUUGAUUUGUUCUGGGAUAUGAUGGAAGAAGAGGAGCGUGCUCUGCGCGGACCUCGGAAUGAUGUACUUGAUGUUCUAGAUGACAAACGAUAUGAAGUUACGACAGAAACUACAUUUGACGAAUUCAGUUCUAUCAUGUCUGCCGACCGCCGGACCUCCAAGAUUGACUCGGAUAUCCUCAACCUCAUCUUCCAGCGUAUCCAAGACAAGGCAAUUCGACGCACCGAGGAUGAGAAACAUGCCGCCGAUCGCCAACAGCGCCGCGCCGUGGACGCACUGCGGUCUCGUAUCAAGCGCCUGGAACCGCCCAUCCGAGCUACAGACACUUGGGCUGACAUUCAACCCCGCCUUGAGAAAUAUGACGAGUACAAGGCCCUUGAGUCGGAUGAGCUCCGGGAGUCUGCAUUUGAGAAAGCAAUUCGCCGCCUGAAGGAAAGAGACGACGACGCAGAUAAGGAUCGCGAGGCGUAUAACCAGAACCGGGGAAGCCGCCGGGACUAUGACCGUGGUGAUCGUGAAUACCGUAGGGGCAGAGGGGAGCGACGCGGACCCAGCGGCCGAGUCAGUAAUACCCCUGAAAUGGAUGCGUACGAGGCAGACCGUCGCAAGGCACAGGCCGACCGGGAACGAACUUACCGCAAGGUCAGCGGUAUCUCCCCAUCUCGCGAUCGUCGCGACGAGCGUGGAGACCGUGACCGCUAUCGCAGCCGGGAUCGUGACUUUGACCGUGGCCCUCGCGCUAGAGACCCCGACCGACGUGAAGACGAACGCGAGCGCCUGUAUCGCACUCGUGGCGAUCCCCGUGGAGGUCGUGAUGAACUUGACUAUGGUGGUGGCAGCGGCGAUACCCGCAGUGUAGUCGGUGGUGACCGCCGCCGCCGACGUGACAGUGAUUCCGAGAGUGUGGUCAGCCGGUCGGCCAAACGCUACCGACGUGAUAGCCGCGAGCGAGACCGCAGCAAGGGCCCAAGCGCUCCCCGACGGGAACGCUCUGCUAUUCCGGAAGAAGAUGAGGGUGCGACCAAGGACGAGAAGGCCAUUCACUCUGGCAGCGAGGAAGGGGAGAUUGAAGAGGAGUAG